AUGUCAAAUUAGAAUACGUAAUAGUAGAGCUAAACUAAUAUGAAAUAGAAGCUAUUAAAAAUUUUACAGGAAAAGAACAAUACACCAAAUGCUGAGUAGAAGCAAAGUUCAAAUUUAGAUUACACAUCAUUGUAAAGGAAAUUGUCUUAGCCAUCUCAUAAAUUGCCUAUUGAAAUGAACAAAUCUGCAAGAGAGAUUUGGUUAUUUGAAAUGCUCAAUAAUUAGAAUCUCACAUAAAAAGUAUCAGUAGAUUGA
Messenger RNA from Paramecium tetraurelia, 255 nucleotides. RefSeq lists its product as uncharacterized. Lineage: Eukaryota; Ciliophora; Oligohymenophorea; Peniculida; Parameciidae. The record is from RefSeq and is a predicted model, not a curated record. The transcript has a single exon.